Molecule: messenger RNA, 3981 nt
Organism: Suncus etruscus (white-toothed pygmy shrew)
Lineage: Eukaryota; Metazoa; Chordata; Mammalia; Eulipotyphla; Soricidae
Gene: ADAMTS14
Product: ADAM metallopeptidase with thrombospondin type 1 motif 14
Exons: 24
Coding region: 1-3981 (1326 amino acids)
Biological process (GO): extracellular matrix organization; proteolysis
Cellular component (GO): extracellular matrix
Molecular function (GO): metalloendopeptidase activity
Source: RefSeq, a predicted model, not a curated record
AUGGGUGGAUGGUGGGGUCCCUUCUCAGGGCUGCUCUUUGCCCUGGACACCCAGGGGGGCUACUGGCCGGCCCCUCGCCUCGCCCCGCCCCGCCGUGUGCCCACCCCUGGCCCGCCCCGCCGCCCCCUCGCCGGCUCCCGCCGAGCUAGGGCGUCCCUGCCUGCAGUCCGCUGGCGCGCUGGCUGGGUGCUGGCGAGGCAGCCGCCGCCUCCCUCGGGCACCCGCAGCCAGCAGCGCUGGCCACUGCACGGCGCGAGCGCGGGGCCCGGCGCGGAGGCUCCCGAAGCUGCACCCCAGCCUCCCUGGAGCCCGGAGCUCGGAGCUCGGCGCCCUCGCUGCCCCCGCGGGCGGCCCGGCCCCAUGGCCCGGCUCGGCGCCCUGCUGUGCUGCCUGCUGCUGGCCCUGCGCAGCGAGGGCAGCCCGACCCCAGAGCCACGACUCUCCACACAGCACCAUCAUGACUAUGGCAUGACAGUUCCCUGUAGAACCGACUUCAGAGGUCGCUUCCUCUCCCAUGUGGUAUCCCAGCCAGUCACAGGCUCUGCUGGGUCUGGAAGGGCGGAUGAACCCUCAGCAUCAUCAAUACACGCAGGUCAUCGCCGUGCAGUGCGCAGCGCCCUCCGGCCCAGCCAUAGGGGUCGCUACUCUCUGUACUUCAACGUGACUGUUUUUGGGGAGCAGCUACACUUGCAUCUGAGACCCAACCGGCGUCUGGUGGUGCCGGGAGCCUCGGUGGAGUGGCAGGAGAAUUUCCAGAAGCUGUUCCAGCAGCCUCUGCGGCAGGAAUGUGUCUAUACCGGCGGGAUCACCGGCAUGCCCGGGGCGGCUGUUGCCAUUAGCAACUGUGACGGAUUGGCGGGCCUCAUCCGCACAGAAACUACCAACUACUUCAUUGAGCCCCUGAACCGGGGGCAGCAGGCCUUGGAGACCGGCGGGAGGACACACGUGGUGUACCGGGGGAUCACGGGUGCGCUCAACUGGCCAGAGCCCCAUGCAGACCUGCACAACGAAGCCUUUGGCUUGGGUGAUCUCCCCAACUUGCUGGACCUGGUGGGAGAUCAGCUGGGCGAUGUGGAACGGAAGCGGCGGCACGCCAGGCCAGGCGGCUACAGCAUUGAGGUGCUGUUGGCGGUAGAUGACUCGGUGGUCCGCUUCCAUGGCAGGGAGCACGUGCAGAACUACGUCCUCACCCUCAUGAACAUCGUGGAUGAGAUAUACCAUGAUGAGUCUCUCGGGGUCCAUAUCAACAUUGCCCUGGUCCGCCUGAUCAUAGUGGGCUACCGCCAGUCCCUGAGCCUGAUCGAGCGUGGGAACCCUUCCCGCAGCCUGGAGCAGGUGUGUCGCUGGGCUCACUCCCAGCAGCGCCAGGAUCCUGGUCACGCCGAGCACCAUGACCAUGUGAUCUUCCUCACCCGUCAGAAAUUUGGACCCUCAGGGUAUGCGCCAGUCACAGGCAUGUGCCAUCCCUUGAGGAGUUGCGCCCUUAACUACGAGGAUGGCUUCUCCUCAGCCUUCGUGGUGGCCCACGAGACUGGCCACGUGCUUGGCAUGGAACAUGAUGGCCAGGGCAACGGCUGUGCAGAUGAGACCAGCCUGGGCAGCGUUAUGGCACCACUUGUGCAGGCCGCCUUCCACCGCUUCCACUGGUCGCGCUGCAGCAAGCUAGAGCUGAGCCGCUAUCUCCCCUCCUACAACUGCCUCCUGGAUGACCCGUUUGAGUCUGUCUGGCCGAGCCCCCCUGAGCUGCCUGGUAUCGACUACUCCAUGGAUGAACAGUGUCGCUUUGAUUUUGGCUCUGGCUACCACACCUGUCCAUCAUUCCAGACCUCUGAGCCCUGUAAGCAGCUGUGGUGCAGUCACCCCGACAACCCCUACUUCUGCAAGACAAAGAAGGGGCCCCCGCUGGAUGGUACUGAGUGCGAACCAGGCAAGUGGUGCUUCAAGGGUCACUGUAUCUGGAAGUCUCCUGAGCAAGCCUAUGGCCUGGAUGGCGGCUGGAGCUCUUGGAGCCGCUUUGGAUCCUGCUCUCGCUCUUGUGGGGGUGGCGUGAGGUCCCGGAGCCGGAGCUGCGACAAUCCACCCCCUGCCUAUGGAGGUCGCCCAUGCCAAGGGCCCAUGUUCCAGUACCAGGUCUGCAACGGCGAUGAGUGUCCAGGCCCCUUCGAGGACUUCCGGGCCCAGCAAUGCGCCAAACGCAACUCCUACUACGUGUACAAGAGUGCUAGGCACCGCUGGCUGCCCUAUGAGCCUGAGGAUGACUCCCAGAAGUGUGAGCUGAUUUGCCAGUCAGAGGACACAGGGGAUGUGGUCUUCAUGGACCAGGUGGUGCACGACGGCACCCGCUGCAGCUACCGUGACCCCUACAGCCUCUGUGCGAGGGGAGAGUGUGUGCCUGUGGGCUGUGACAAGGAGGUAGGGUCCAUGAAGGCGGAUGACAAGUGUGGCGUCUGUGGCGGCGACAACUCUCACUGCAGGACUGUGAAGGGGACACUGGGGAAGGCGUCCAAACAGGCAGGAUCCUUCAAGCAGGUGCAGAUCCCCGCGGGUGCCAGGCACAUCCAGAUUGAGCUGCUGGAGAAGCACCCCCACCACAUUGCGGUAAAGAACCAGGCCACAGGAAGCUUCGUCUUCAACCCCAAGAGCAAGGAAGCUACAGACUGGACCUCAACAGCCUUGGGCCUGCAGUGGGAGUAUGCGGUGCAGGACAGCAAGGAGAGCCUCCGGACUGGUGGGCCCCUGCCUGAAGCUGUUGUUGUCCUGGUGCUACCCCCAAUGAAGGGGGGAUCCCACAGCAGCCUGAGCUACAAAUAUACCAUCCAUGAGGACCUACUACCUCUUAUUGGGAACAACAAUGUGCUCCUGGAGGAGACGGAUUCUUAUGAGUGGGCACUCAAGAGCUGGGCACCCUGCAGCAAGACCUGUGGAGGAGGUGUCCAGUUCACCAAAUAUGGCUGCCGGCGCCGCAGAGACCUCCACAUGGUGCAGCGGCACCUGUGUGACCCCCGGAAGCGACCCAAGCCCAUCCGCCGGCGCUGCAAUCAGCAGACCUGUGUCCAGCCCAUGUGGGUGCUGGAGAAGUGGGGCCCCUGCAGCCGAAGCUGCGGCAAUCUGGGGGUGCAGGUUCGCCGGGUUCAAUGUAUCUUGCCCCUCUCCAACGACACCCGCAAGGCCGUGCCAGCCAAGGCCUGCCCUGGGGAGCAGCCCGAGGCCCGGCGGCCCUGCCUCCGUGUGCCCUGCCCUUUACAGUGGCGGCUGGGAGCCUGGUCCCAGUGCUCUGUGUCCUGCGGACAGGGCAUCCAGCAGCGGCAGGUGAUGUGCCGGAACAGCACUCGUAGUGUGGGACAAUGCCAUGGUGACAGGCCAGAUACAGUCCAGAUCUGCAGCUUCCCUCCCUGCACAGAAAAUGUCAAGAAUGUUGCAGUGAAGGUGGAGCUUGAAAGCCCCGAGGGGCUGCCAUCUGAGCCCCCACAUUCACACAGCACGAUUCCAUCAAGUAAGUGGGUCUCCCCCAUCUGUCCCUGGGCCACCAUCCAGAUCCCCAGCAAGGCUGCAGUGUGGGUGGCAGAGGGUGGGCUGCAGCAUCCCCUGCUGGCCAGUGCUGUCCCCCACAGCCACUGUGUGUUGUGUGCAGCCGGCGAGCCCUGCCUGGGCGACAGGUGGGCUUUGGGCCCCAACACGGACCUGCACGCCAGCCUGGCCUCUGCCUUCUCCACUCCCUGGAGUCCUCAGUGGAGAUCCACCACCCCUCCAGGGACAUUGGAGCGCACCGAGGGGACAAUAGGAUCCGAGUUACCUCCGUGGGGUUCGUCCACGCUGCUCCCCAGACCUCGAGACACCAGCGACCCAGCAAUCCAGCAGCAUCCCUGGAGCUCACCCAGUCCAGCCUGGGGACCGCCCUGGACGCCCACUGAGGCCUCGAUGCCUGCCUCCCAGGCCCAGGACCCGGGCACCAGCUUUCCUGCCACGGCCCAAGUAACAUGA